UGGGGGAAGCCGGGCCGUCAGCGGGGCUGGCGGCCGUCGAUGGGGACCAGGACCCCCAGUGGGGAACGGCGCCGGUGGUGAAACGCGGAGUCCAGAUCUUCCUAACCAGUCCUUAAGGUUCACCCAUGGGUCAGGUCAGUCGGUGAGGUGUCGUCUCGCCCGCCCAAGAGCUGGCACCAUGACCUUGACCAAGGGCUCCUUCACCUACUCCAGUGGGGAGCAGUACUGCGGGGAGUGGAAGGAAGGCCGCAGGCACGGUGUUGGCCAGCUGACGUUUGCAGAUGGCGGCACCUACCUGGGUCACUUUGAGAAUGGGCUCUUCCAUGGCUGCGGGGUGCUCACCUUCUCCGAUGGCUCCAGGUACGAGGGGGAGUUCGUGCAGGGGAAGUUCAAUGGCGUCGGAGUUUUCACGCGCUACGACUCGAUGACCUUCGAGGGCGAGUUCAAGAGCGGGCGUGUGGACGGCUUCGGGCUCCUGACCUUCCCCGACGGCUCCCACGGGGUGCCCCGCAGUGAAGGCUUCUUUGAGAACAACAAGCUGCUGCGGCGGGAGAAGUGCCCGGCCGUGAUCCAGAGAGCUCAAAGUGCCUCCAAGUCCGCCCACAACCUCCCGGCGUGACCGUGCUGCCAUGGGACUCCGCUGCCCACCCGCGGCCCCUCCUGCCGCUGGCCGGCCUGGCCUCCAAGGGCCUGCGGGGCAGGAGCUGCGGUGCCCAGGCAGGCCAGGGAGGGGUGUUGGCAGAGCCAGUGUGCCUGCUCGUCACGGGCCCCAGCAUGGCUGGCUGCCUCCCUCCUGCUGGCUAGAGAACUUCCGCCGCGUGCCCACGUCCUGGAUCCUGGGGGCUCUGAGUGCUGCCCCCCACUGGGGGGAGACAGGAGACCCCCUUCCCUAGGGCUCUGCUCACUGCCUUGGGGCCCUCCAUACAGACCCCUGGCACAGCCCCUGCGGCCGCCCUGCUGCUGGGCUGUGUGGGGCAGUGGAGGGGGCAAUCUGCCAGGGCCUUGGUGCCCGUGGUUAGCAGGGGAUGCAGCUGGGAGCUGCUGCACCUGCUUCCCCAAAGCCAGGCAUGCCCAGGCGGUGCCCCCCAAGCUCAGCGGGAAUAGUGCCCGUCCCCAGUAGGGUGCUGACACAGGCCUGACUUCGCUAGUGGGAUGUGGCCGUGGCAGGGAGCUGGUAUCUCCCUGCCCCUUCUUGUUCUGAUGCUGGGGGCAGGCAGCGCCCCCCUCCUUCCCUUGCUCUGGGUGUCCUGGCCCCAUGGCCCCUGCCUCCCCCUCAGCUCUCCCAAGGGCAUCUGGCCUGAGCAGGCCCAGGGCUCCUCCCAGCCAUGCCCUGGGCAGCGAGACUUGGCCUCUCUGCAUCCGGGGGCUGUCUGGUCACUAGUGCCUGUCAGUGCCUUGGCACAGGGUCAGUGAAGGGCUCCAGGGGGCGCUGUGGGUCUGCACCGCCUGGUCUCCAUUCAGCCCUAGUGAGCACCGGGGCCUGUGGUGACGAGUGGUGCAGCCUGGCAGUGCCAGUGUCUGGGGGGCUGGAGGGCUAGGAAGAGCAGGGGCUGAGGUGGGGGGAGCCAGGGCUCAUGGGGCAGGAUGGGGGGUACCAGCAGAGCUGCACACGGGACUCUGCCCCCCCGCCCACGGCCUGUCUCCGGUGUCGGUUCUCUCGUCACUCCUGAUGCCGGUGCAGGGAGCCCGGGGCCUGGCCCGCCUGGGGGCCGUGUGAACAGCCCCGGCCGCGCUGCUGCUGCCCUCGUGCCUUGCUGUGUCCUGCCCCCGGGGCCUUGGCGAAUAAACCGCGUUGCCAAACC
Molecule: messenger RNA, 1802 nt
Organism: Mauremys reevesii (Reeves's turtle)
Lineage: Eukaryota; Metazoa; Chordata; Testudines; Geoemydidae
Gene: MORN4
Product: MORN repeat containing 4
Exons: 6
Coding region: 179-619 (146 amino acids)
Source: RefSeq, a predicted model, not a curated record